Molecule: messenger RNA, 1902 nt
Organism: Lynx canadensis (Canada lynx)
Lineage: Eukaryota; Metazoa; Chordata; Mammalia; Carnivora; Felidae
Gene: HAGH
Product: hydroxyacylglutathione hydrolase
Exons: 7
Coding region: 753-1697 (314 amino acids)
Biological process (GO): glutathione metabolic process
Cellular component (GO): mitochondrion
Molecular function (GO): hydroxyacylglutathione hydrolase activity
Source: RefSeq, a predicted model, not a curated record
UCUGUGGGGAGGACCUCCAGCCGCAUCUUUGAAGGCUCUUGGGCUUGUGUGAUGGGAGACCGGCUUUGAUGUGGGGGAAGAAACUAGUCUAGACGUCAGUGUUUUUAAAAAUCAAGCAGGUGUAUUUGGAGAGGUUGUGGUUUUUGAAAUUUGAAGGGAAAAGGAUGAAAGGAGCACUUGUGUUUGGGUUUUAGACCCUCCUGUGGGGUUUCUGAAACUUUUGAGUCUCUUCUCAGCUGGAAAAAAUCUUUAUUUGGCUCAUUUUCUUUUCUAAUUAAGUGCCUGAGGGCAGCCAGCCCCUGACAGCCCGUCCCCGAGGCUGCCGCUGCGCUUGAGUCUGCGUGGGGCGUCUUCCCCGUGGGAGUGUCCUGGCACGUGGGUCGGCCAGUUUGCUCCGUGGUGGCACCUUCUCGGUCGAUGUAACUAAGCCGAUGAGAGUCUAUGGGGGUGUCAGGUGUUAAUUCCUGGUGCUGACGGAUGGGUUUACUGCCGUGCCCUUGGCCGCUGCCCAGCCAGCUGCUCUUUCUGGAAGGUGCCCCGUGGGCUGCGGUCUCCUGCGCCAAGUAACCACCACGUCACUUUGCUGAUGUUGCGAUGCUUUGAGGUUUUUCACGCGUUUGUGUUGGAACACAAGAUCCCAAACUGGGUCCCAGGCUGAGCCCCAGGGCAUAGGCGCCUCCCUCUCUCACUGUCCUCGCUCUCCUCGGUGGAGGCGGAGGUGUUUCUGCAGGUCAGUGGGGGACAGUGCUGGGAUGCUGGCCUGCAUGGAGCUGACCUGGGGGUGGGGGAAGGGCCCGCCCCCGUUAUCUCUGGGCUCUGCCGUGUCUGGGCCCCCGGAGGACUCCGCAGAUAAAUGUGUGGUGAGGAGCAGGCGCUCUCUGGCCAUCCACAGCCCUCGCCUUGUCCUGGGAAGGCUGAUCUGGUGUUGGGACACUAGCCCUGCUCCGAGGUCAGGGCCCUGGGCUCACGCUGGCGUGGUUCCAGCCCCACAAGGCCAGGGGUGGAACUCUUUUCCUGUUUCUGAAGCGCAGGUCAGGCUGCCCCCAUUGAGCGCUGGGAGCCCUGGAGGAGCGUCCUGGCUGAGGGACCACGCUGGUGGGAACGAGAAGCUGGUCAAGUUGGAGCCUGGGUUGAAGGUGUGUGGGGGCGAUGACCGGAUCGGGGCACUGACUCACAAGGUCGCGCAUCUGUCCACACUGCAGGUGGGGUCUCUCAACGUCAAGUGCCUGUCGACACCGUGCCACACUUCCGGCCACAUCUGCUACUUCGUGAGCAAGCCCGGGAGCUCUGAGCCUCCUGCUGUGUUCACAGGCGACACCUUGUUCGUGGCUGGCUGUGGGAAGUUCUACGAAGGGACAGCGGACGAGAUGUACAAAGCCCUGCUUGAGAUCCUGGGCCGGCUCCCUCCAGACACGAGAGUGUACUGCGGCCACGAAUAUACAAUCAACAACCUCAAGUUCGCGCGUCACGUGGAGCCCAACAAUACUGCCAUUCAGGAGAAACUGGCCUGGGCCAAGGAGAAGUACGGUAUCGGGGAGCCCACAGUGCCGUCCACCAUCGCGGAGGAGUUCACCUACAACCCGUUCAUGAGAGUGAGGGAGAAGACGGUGCAGCAGCAUGCCGGCGAGACGGACCCGGUGACCACCAUGAGGGCCAUCCGCAAAGAGAAGGACCAUUUCAAGGUGCCCCGGGACUGAGGUGGCCGUAGGGCCUGGGGCGCCCGUGGCCGCUGCCGCCUUCAAGCACACUUUGGGUGUUCAGAUGUUUUAGGUGAAUUUCCUGCCAGGAGUGCAGGAAAUUCAAUCUUGGCUUAAUUUUAAAUUAAUUUCAGAGCCCUUUGCCCGUGUUAUCAGAUGUUCUAAUGCAUAUUUAUAAGAGAAGUCUAGAAAGUGUAUUAUUCCC